GCUUCAAAAUUCCCUAAAAGAUUGAGUCGAGGCAGAAACCCCUCAGCUGGAGAUGAAGUGAGCUGCAGCUCCUGCAGCUCAGUACCAGUUGAUCAGAUCAGUCAGAGUGGAGGGGAAGGUGUGUGAAGCCUGGCUCUGUGUGCAUGACUCUUCAUCCGCGCUGUGAAGACACACAGCUCUCUUUCUGGAUGGUUUUAUCCCAAGUGAGCAAUUCUGCCGAGAUUUUUUUUGACCCAGUGAAGCAGAGGAGAGUGUGUGUGAACCCUCACACUGAGAGGAGUGGGCUGAUGGAUGGAGAGGAAGAUCAGAGGGAUCAGCAUGAGGAGCGCUUAAGGGAAGUGUUUCAGAGUUUCGAUGGGAGCGGUGCUGGUUCACUAAGCCCAGAGGAGCUAACCGAGCUCUGUCACGCCCUACAGCUGGCUGACCAAGCGCUACACACACUGCUACACACACUUUUCAACACACAGGACCAACUAAACACACGGGUUGAAUUUGAGCAAUUUAAGGAUGCUUUGAUUCUGGUGCUUUCUUCCAAUGAAGAGACGCUAGCUAAAGAAAACCCUCCUCGACCAGUCUCCCCAGAGGUGCAGCCUCGCUUUGUAAAGGGCACUAAGCGUUAUGGGCGGCGGUCCACUCCAGAGUUCACACAAUCCAUCUCAAAUCUUGCACACACAUCGUCGGUGGAAAGAGAGGAGGAUGCAGAGACAAGGACUAGCGAUGGGACGUUGCCUGUUAAGCGUGAGCGCUGGAACGCAGACGUGAGCAGUCCAGAAGAGUAUGAAGCAGAGGGUCAGCUGCACCUGUGGAACCCUGAUGAACCAGGUACGCCACGGGGUAGCAUGGCACCCUUCAGUGACCUGGAGGAGAGACUAUACAGUGCCUGCCAGCAGCUCUCACUGCCCCUGCAUGGCACAGCUACAAUACAACAACUACGCACACUCUGCCAGCACCUCGGCUUGGAGGUAGGAGAGGAUGCCUUCCAGUCUGCAGACGAGAAGAAUGUGAGUGUGCAGGAGUUUGUAUCUUACAUCCAAACCGACAGCAAACCACCUACUCCUUCUGCCUCAACACCUUACAGACAGCUAAAGAGACAUCACUCUACACAGCCGUUUGAUGAGAUGGGUCGAAGGAUCUCAUCUGUGAUGAGCAGUACAAUCGGACUGCGUCUCUUUUCUGAAUUAGAUGAUGGAACAGGACACACAGCUGUGGAGCUACUUCUGGAUGCCUGGCUAGAAGACGGUAUAGACAACAGUUCUGAAAUUCUGCAGGCUCUGGAUUUCAGCCUUGAAGGUAAGGUGAAUCUGAGUGAACUGACUGCAGCUCUGGUGAAUGAGCUUAUGGUCACAAAGAACUCCAUCCACCAAGCGGCACUGGCGAGCUUUAAGGCUGAGAUCAGAUACCUCCUUGAGCGUGUGGAUCUGGAGCUCAGGGAGAAAGAGAAGCUUCACUCUGAUUUGGAAAAAGCAGAGAAGCUCAAGUCCCAGCUGGCCUCUGAGGUGGACGAGCGUCACUCCACCAUCGAACGCAUCAACGAUCUUAACCUGCGGAGGCUGGAGCAGGAGCACAAGGAUCGUGUGGUGGCUCUGAGGGCGGAGAUGAGCAAAGAGGUGGAGCUUGUACAGCAACAGGCCAAUCAGCAGAGAGAAGAGCUGGAACAGGAAAUCAGUAAGAUCAGAGAGGAUGAGACCUUCCUCAGAGAACACCUCACUCUGACUAUUAAGGAAAAUGGGCGUAUGGAGGCGGAGCUGCUGGACAGCACAAAGCGGCUGAUGGAAGCAGAGGCCCAGCUAAAUAAACUGCAAAAGAACCUUGACAAUGUUCUGAGGGAGAAGUUUGGUGAUUUGGACCUGAGCAAUGCUGAGUUCUAUCAGCAGGAGGAACGUUUCAGGCAGCUACGCAACACCUAUGAGGAGCAGUGUCGGGAGCUGCAGGAUCGUAUAGAUGAGUUGCAGGCUCAGUUGGAGGAGUUUCGUGCUUUAAGCCGUGCCCCGCAACCCUCCCUCAUGCCCUCUCUGUCUGAUGAGCUGGACAGCAAGAGUCCCGGCAUGGAGUCAGAUCAAGGCCUAGGUUCUGAAGAAGGGCAGCCCUUUAACAUGAGUCUGGAGGCAGAGAUGAUGCUGGAGCAAUUGAAAGAGCAACACAUCAGAGAGCUGGAAGACAUGAGAGUGCAGCUAGAUUCCACGGUGAACAAGUGUGAGCACAGGCUGGAAGAACAAAAGACCUCUCUUGAGGAGGAGAAGAGUCUGCUCUCCUUACAGCACCAACAGGAGGUGAAGGCUGUGAGGGAAGAAGUGAAUGAAGCACUGGCACGAGCUCGAGAUUUGCGGGAGCAACUGGAGCAGGAGAGACGCAGUAUGGAGGCUCAGCAGAGUGUCGAGCUUGCUGAGCUACAUGCUGUUUACCAAAAGCAGGUUGGUUCCCUCAGCCAGGAGUUGCAGGAUGCCAGGAUCCAUGCAUUGAAGCUGGAGGAGCAGCUCAGGGUGCUGGAGGAGCGAGAGAGAGGAGCGGAGGAAAGCAGAGCAAGGGAUAAAGAAGAGCUGAGCAGGGCUCAUGCAGAGGAGCUUAGCCGAAUGGAACUGCACUACAAGGAGACACUAAAGACCAGUCUGCAGAACCAGAAGGAGGAGUCAGAGAGGACACUCUCAGAGGAGUUAGAGAAAGAAAGGCAGCAUCUGGAAGAGGUUCAUGAGGAGGUGCUGAGGGUUCGAUUAAAGGAGGUGCAGCAGAGAGCCGAGCAGGAGCGAAUUGAAUUAGAGAGGAGGCUCAGGGAAGCGUGGGAGUCGGACAAGCAGCAACUAGAGGAGAGCAGUAGAAAAACACUUCAGGAGGAGCUGGAAAACUUGCAGAAAGAGCAGGAGGAAAGCAGUAAGAGGCUCAGAGAGAUGUGGGAAAAGGAGCAUAUUCUUCUACAAGAACAUCAUCAUACUGAGCUGCAGAAGUGUUUACAGCAGGAAAGGGAGCGAUUUCAGGCCCAGGAGGAAGACAAGGAGCGUAGAAUGAUGGAGAAGUGGGAAAAAGAGCGAGUUCAGCUACAUGAGCAGCAUGAGGAGUUGCUACAGGCCAGGCUGGAGGAGCAGAGAGCACAGUUGCAGGCACAGGAAGAGGAGCAAGAAAAGAGGUGGCAGAAAGUGCUGGAAGAACAACAAGGCCAAAUGGAAGAGGCACACAGGGAGGCCAUGCAGGAGCUAAGUGUGAAACACAGUGAACAGAGAGAGAUACUGAGCUGCAUGCUGGAGAAACUACGCACAGAGAUCAGCAAGGAGAGGAGUGAAGCUGGACGUCUGGCUGAGGAAAACUUCCUUUUGAGACAGAAUAUCUCAGAACUGAGAGAAGAGGACCUGAAAGAGAGGCAGCAGGAACUGCUACUGAAAGUGGAGCACUUCCGGAAGGAGAAAAACGCUGCUCAGAAGAUGGCUGACGGUUUGAAGAGGCAGAUUUCUGAGCUGCGUCGUCGUGGGAAGAAGUUAGAGGAGGAAAACAAUGCUUUGUCACAGCAGAAUGCAAAACAUGCACUCAGUGUUGACACACUUCAGCAUACUCUUGAGGAAGUGAUCCUCCAUCAUGGAAAUGGUUCCUCCAAUGAAAGGAGUGAGACAGAAGCAGGAGCAGCAUCUGUUAGCAGAACUGAAAAGCUGGAAGAGGAGAAGAAGCUUCUACGAGCAGAACUGAACCGCUGUGUGGAAAAGAUGGCUCAGCUUCGUUCAGCAGAAACUCAGCUGGCUCAACUCUUGCACGAGAGACAGAUGGCAGACAAACAUAACCAAGCAUUACGUACGCAAAUGAUCAAGGCACAAGAGAGGGUUCAAGCACUGGAUUUUACACUGCAAGGGCUGACUCAGCAGAACGCUCGUCUGAAAUCGGACCUGCGCAUCACACAACAAGAGCGAGACACUCUCAAACAGGAAGUGAUCUCACUGCAUAAACAGCUGCAGAAUGCCAAUGAAAAGUGUCGUCUGGUGGAGAUGUCUGGUGUCCCAGUUAGCUCACACCAGGGGAAGCGUGUGUGGGCAGAGUUGUCUGGGCUGAUGGAGGCAGAGCUGAGUUUGCUGCGUGAAGAAAAUCAGAGGCUGCAGCGAGAGAUCAGUGAUGCACGACUGGAGCUCAGCUCUGCACGGGAGAAGGCUCGACAGUUGGAGGCACUGGUGUUGAGUGUGAAACAGCAGAAGCAGCAGAACCAGGCAAGCCUGGCCAAGACAGCUGAGCAAGAGAGAUCAGCUCUCAAACGAGAGAUAGAGGCUCUGCAAACACAGCUACAUAAUAAGCUGUGUGACAGUACUGAAGAUCAGAGAGAAAAUGAGAAUCUUCAUGAAGAGAAUGAGAGACUCAGGAACAAACAGACAAUACUGGAGGCCCAACUGAUGGAGGCUCAGCUUAUAGCCAUGUUACCACCAUCACCACUGCGACUGUCAGCGGAGCGAAGAGGACAGUGCCAUGGAGAUGAGAUGAACCCAGACAUCAAUAAAGAGCAGGAAGUGGCGCUGUUAAAGAUGGAGGAAAGGAUGAAGGAGGUGGAGCUCACACUCCGAAAUGUCAAACUGUUGUUGCAAGAGAAGGUUUCCCAGCUGAAAGAACAGCUGAAUAAGAACAAUAAAGCAGAUGUGUUGAUCAAGGAUCUUUAUGUGGAGAAUUCUCAGCUAUUGAAGGCUCUGGAAGUGAGUGAGCAGAGGCAGAAGGUGGCAGAAAAGAAGAAUUACCUCCUGGAGGAGAAAAUCUCCAGCCUCAAUAAGAUCGUUCGUGAGCUUAGUCCCUCACCACUAAUGCCUGUACCAUACCACAUGACCCGCUCCUGAUAACCCUGUUUAUGCUUUUUAAUCUACGCUUCUGUGUUAUUUAUUUGUUUUUAUUUUAUUAAAGUGACCUAUAAGAGGUCUUUUUUUUCCAAAUGAAACCACCAUUCUUGCAUGACAUAAAUAUGAAUGAAAAGCACACAGAGGAAGGAAACUGUCAGUGUAUUCAGAUUGUGUGGUUGGGCCUUGAAGUAUUUUGGUGCAUAUUCUUUAUAUGCCUGCUGAGGGGGGAAAAAUCAUUUCUUAAAUGUGUUAAAUCUGGUCUUUCUAAGAGCAUAAUCAUUUGUGCUUCCUUAAAGAUGCAGUUUGUGAUUUAUAGAGCGGUUGCCAUGGAAACAUUGACCCCACCCUUUCUGUUGAAACUGUCUCUCUUGUGAGUUGGCUUUGAGAAAAACAUGCACAGCUGAGCGAGUCAGUUCUGGUUGGGGAUGGAGCAUAUUUUUGGGCCAGAAAACAGCUUAACACACAGAACCUCAACAGUAGUAUUAUGAAUAUCAGUUUUUCUAAGGUAUUUUUUUUUAAUUCUAGGAUUCAUACAGGUCUACAAACCCUACAUUAACAAAAAAACUCAUUAAAAAUCAGACUCGGCAGACUCCAUCGUUCAGCUAUAGAUAUAAAAAGAAAUCGACUUGAUUUCAGCUAUAUGGAGUGAAAUUACACUGUUUAUACUAGAGAAAUUCUAUAAUAGAAUUUAUUUCUAUUAUUUUACAUAAGUCAAGCAUCAUUCCAGUUAUGGAUUUGCACUGAAUUAACCUAAUUAUUAUAUUCUUACAAAUUGAAAAGGUUUUUGUAUGAAAUUGUAACCGUGUAAUUGCCUGUUUUUACUGUGUAGUUUUGUUAAAUAUGGAUUCUCGGACUGUUGAAUUUCCUUAUAGAAGGUUAUAAAGAGAUGUGGGAUGGAUCCAUAGUACAGUCUUAGACCUCAUAGACUAAAACAUCCUAAUGUCAAAGUGCACUUUCUCUAAGAGCAAUAUGGUAAUAUUGUGAAUCAAAGUGUUGCUUUCGUUCUCCAUGAGCAGUAUUUGUUUCAGUAUUUGUUUUCUAUAACGGAUUGCUUUUGGUUAAAGCCUGCCUCUUGGGUUUGCAUGGAACUUUAGCAGUGUCUGUUAUAUAUAAUUCUUUUUCCUGUAAAUGAAUUGUAUAGGCUGUGCAGGUGUUCAUUAAAGUAUUACAAAUUUCUAUUUUAAUUAAUUUUGUAAAUUGAGGAGGACCACUUUAAAAGUCCGUACCAGCAUUUAAACCUAAAUGAAGGCAGCGAGUUUGGCUGCCCAAAUAAAGACGAGAAACUAUCUGGCCAUGAAUGUAAGCCUGUAAUAAAACAUCAUGGUGCUGAGACAGGAAGUAUUUGUAUUACAGUGUCUGAGGUGUUACUGUUCAGCAGAACCAAAGAGAUUUUCCCACUGUCACUGGCCUAGUUAACACUGUCCAGACUGUCCAGACUCUACCUGUCAAGAGCUGCUGUUACCCAGCCAAGUGACUGACAAUGUGCUGGGGUAUUGUGAAUUAUAGGAAGCAGUAAAAUGGUUUUAGAGAAUAAGGUGUCCGAGUGAUCAUUUUCUCUUUGUGAGUGUGACUAUUUCCUGUCACAGCACAGGCCUGCUCUUAGGGCACGCAUAACCCAGUGCCACAGUAUUGUAUGUUGUUCAUAGUGAGGAAGGGGUCAUGGGGUCAUGUCCCUUAUGGAACAGUCACAUACGUUACACAUCAUAUGUGAUCAUAUUUUUUUCAAAUGUGAAUAUGUAAUCAUGUGAACAUGAACAUGUAAAGGUGAAUUUCAGUGUGUUAUACCCAGAAACUGCACUCAAGUAAACAUGUGACAUCAUGUGAACCAUAUGUGUGAAAAUAAAUGAAUUGUUUGGAGAAGAAAAAUCACAUGCGAAUCUAAGGAAAUUUUGUGGAAUAAAUCAAAUGUGGAAAAAUGAAUUGUGUGUGUAAAAAACAGAUGUGAAACAUGAAUUGGGUGUGUGUAUCACAUGUUAAGAAUAAAAGCACAUGCACUGCAAGUGAAAAAUGUGUGAAAACAAAAUGCGAAAAGUGUCUAAAAACAUGUAUAAUGUGAUUAUUAACAUGUAAAGAUCACGUGAGUCUUCUUCCACAAAUAAUAAUCAAAGCUGUGUUUCCCAAAAGCAUUGCUGCAAACAGAUCAUGAACUAGUUGAGUGAACAGCACACUGAACACUCACUACCAGUUAAGAUGAUGUUAACUUUCCAUUGGCUUGCUUUUGGGAAACUGGGCCCAGGCUAGCAGGUGUUCUUGAGUAGGGAAAUAACCAGCGGUCUAAGACUCAGGCCACCUUCCUCUCUGCAUUAAGAUGAGCACACUUGUACACUGAGUUUAUAAGGUCUCUGCAAUGUAAACAUUUAAAUAGCAUCUAAUAGCUAAUUUGUUUAUAAGCUAAUGUGCAGUCUAGUGCCAUAUGACAA
This is a messenger RNA of Pangasianodon hypophthalmus (striped catfish), 7210 nucleotides long. It is a transcript of the gene nin, whose product is annotated as ninein (GSK3B interacting protein). The record is from RefSeq and is a predicted model, not a curated record. Gene Ontology annotation, cellular component: ciliary transition fiber; pericentriolar material; centriole. The transcript has 28 exons. Gene Ontology annotation, biological process: microtubule anchoring at centrosome; centrosome-templated microtubule nucleation; centrosome localization. Gene Ontology annotation, molecular function: calcium ion binding. Bases 144 to 4790 code for a protein of 1548 amino acids. Lineage: Eukaryota; Metazoa; Chordata; Actinopteri; Siluriformes; Pangasiidae.